This is a messenger RNA of Scedosporium apiospermum, 6210 nucleotides long. RefSeq names its product NACHT domain protein. The transcript is spliced from 4 exons. The record is from RefSeq and is a predicted model, not a curated record. Gene Ontology annotation, molecular function: protein binding. Lineage: Eukaryota; Fungi; Ascomycota; Sordariomycetes; Microascales; Microascaceae. Bases 1 to 6210 code for a protein of 2069 amino acids.
AUGGCCCCCCCUAUUCUUGGUAUUCCGCCCUCAGCCCCUCUUUCACGCCUCCCUCCAGGGCCUGAGCCGGGCCCCUCCCAACCCCACGCUCGACGAGUCUCCAUCCCUUAUUCCGAGGAUAACAUCUUAACCAAUGUCCUUUCCCGCCAGUCUGCUCAUCGGAGAUCCUUUUCUAGACGGCUCAGCAUCCCGGAUACGUCCAACAUCUCCAGUCUCGUCUACUCUCUUAAGCGUAGAAGUUCUACAGAGCUUGGCUCGGACACAUCAGCUAGGCUCCUGAACACGACGUACGAUUCUCUCUUGGAAUGGAUUGGAGCACAACGCAUGAGCCAGCUCCCUCCAGAGGGAAGCAGCUAUGACAAGGUGCUCGCGUGGGCUCAGUUGUUUGUCGAGAGGCUGAAUUCCUUUGAUAUGGCCAUCGAAGAGUUUGCAGGCGAUAGUUAUCUCGCCGCCCAACUCGCCUAUGGAUAUUGCGCGCUUUUGCUACAGCUUGGCAAAGAAAAUGCCCCGGCGUUGACGAUAUGCUUCGGGCUCUUUUACAACAUGUCGGGUUCUCUCGUAAAUCUAUUGGAGCGGACUGAGAUGUUUAGCGUAUCGCCGGAGAUCAGGGAACAACUUGUUCUGGCUCUGUCAGACUUGGUCACCCUGGUCGCUGGCGUUUCAACCCAUUUCCACAAGGCAAUUAGUGGUCUGAUGACAUCGCCAGUUUCCAUCAACAUCUACAGCCUCUUCCCCGUUCAGAUCAAGGCGUUCAUGGACCGUUGCGAGAGGACUGGCGAAGCGAUCUGGCGAAGCCAGCUUUUGAAGGAGGGUAUGGAUGCUAGCAAAAUAGUAUCCGAUGUUAAAUCCGUCAAGAACUGGGUGGCUCCAGAAGAACAUCUUCUCAAGAACUUGGUCAACUCAACGUCUCAUCUGGCACACGACCGCGAGGAGCUGACCUGCCUUUGGAUGGCCCCAUACAUAACGCGCUUCCUAAAAAGCCCGCAGAAGAUGUUGUCUAUCAGUGGCAAACAAGGAUCCGGCAAGACAGUCUUGGCGUCGGUCAUCGUAGAUUACCUCCAGCAGCCUAUCGGCGGGGCGAUGUACACUUCAAUCUUUGUUCCUAUCAACAGCAGAAUCCCUGCAGAGGCAACGCCUAGAGCUAUUGGCAAAGCCAUUCUCAACCAGCUUUUCGAAAGGCGCAUUGGAAAUAUCCAGAUACUCCAGGUCCUCACCGAUGCCUACGAACAGAGCAGGAAAGUCACCUCAGACAAAGAGUACGAUGAGAUUAUCUGGAAUGCUCUCGCAGAUGUGAUGGCCUCUCCACUCCACGGAGCCAAGGAGCUUAUCGUCAUCAUUGAUGGCAUGGAUGAGGCCUCCUGCAGCGAGCCGGCGUUGUUCCAGAGGUUGAACACCGCCGCCAAAUUUGCAACCAACGUUAGGUUCAUCACUCUUGGGGCUGAGAAGCAGUCGCUUGGCCCCUUCCAGAGCAAUCUCCUUAUCACCGAAGACAUGAUAUUUGAUGAUAUUGUAGCCGUUGUUCGGGGCCAGCUCGACCACGGAAAAGUUUUCCACUCCAUGUCCGAAGUAGAUCAGGAAAAGCUUGUCACCCGCAUCGCCCACGCAUCGAACGGUUCGUUCCUUUGGGCCAGACUUGCCGCGAGGCGAGUGCGCCUUGAGAUGAACGUGGAUCAUCUCCGAAAGGCUGUGGACUCUCUUGCUAGUUCCAAGCCAUCUGUCACCGACCUUGUCACUCAGUUUAUCCACUUAAAUGGCGUCACAGACGGAACCAGGCACAUUCUGCUCUGGCUUGCUACUGCUGAGCGACCCCUCUCACUCAUGGAAUUGACAGCGCUGGCCACUAUGCGAACGGACAAGGGUGCUGUCCUUGACCCCACUCACCCUGAUAUGCUCGCCACCUUGAGGCCUGUCGAACCCCUUCUGUUCCUCCAAGAUGGCCUUGCCUAUCUCCGCCACGGUCUCAUCAGAGCUGCAAUCCUUGAUCUCUUUGCCAAAGGAAGGUUGGUUCAGGGCAUCAAGGAUCGGCACGAAGACCUCGUCACCAGGCUUUUGCUCUACAUCAAGGAUAACGUCACCCAGCAUCACGAGAUUUCUCUCUCGACUCUGGAUGUCCACGACACCAACCAACUCUUGAACAAGAAUCCCUUGCUCGACUUCGCCGUUCGUCAUUGGCCCGCCCAUAUGAGACAUACGUCUGUUUACGCAAAGGAGGGAAGUACCGGUGUCGCCAAGUCCUUUUCAAAGGUCCUGCCAACAUCUGUUGCUGCCAUACUUCUUCAGGGAUCUCUCUGGCAACAUAGGCCGGCACCUGUGCUCCUUUUGCACUUGCCAAUGGUGACAGAUAUAUACCGCCAUAUGUUAACGACCAAGAACCCCGUCACGCUUCAGUGCAUGAUCUUCCAAGCCAUGCUAUACCGCCGCGUUGAGUUCUUCGACGAAGCGAUCCCUUUGCUAUAUGACGUUACAAUGGCAGCCCAGAAUCUCCUUGGCCCUCGCAGUACGGUAACCAUGCAGCUAUCGGGUAUCUUCCUCGAGACAACUGCACCCAAGAUGGACACUAGGAAUACGGAGCUUAUGAACAAUAGAGAAGAGAUGCUUCUUCUUUUCGUCGAAUGUUACCAAAUGCACUAUGGCCAAGACUCCGAGCACGUAGUCUCCGCUCUCCGAAUGUUGGCUGAACAUUACCAGAUGACCAAGCAGGAGGAAAAGGCUCAGAAAAUCCUUGACUCGAUUCACGCAAUCACCACGAAGGCGAUGCGGGAGCGCGCCGGGGAAUUACACGCGCGCCAUCGCGGUCGUCGUGAGAGGGCCGCCGCUGAGGGUGGAGUCAGCCUGCUGCUAGACGUCGAGGAGCAUGACGAGCUGGCUGAAGGAUCUCGGUCAUAUGACUUUGAGUUCUCGCUCAAGCAGGCAGAAAACUACGCAUCAGAGGGAUGGCUAGACCGCGCCGAGCACCUGUACAUUGACAUGUGGCAGCGUGCGAGCCGGGAAUAUCGGGUCCAUCACUCAGACGUUUGGGAGGAGCGCAAGUUGAAGGCUAUUCUUGGCUAUAGCAGAUUUCUCCUGGCACAAAACAGAGAAACCGACGCCGCCUCUAUUCUCUCUACCGUGUGGGAAGACUACAAGACAAGGCACGCCAUGACCCUGACCCAGGCGUCUUGUGACCUGUUUCACCAGAUGGCCAGCAUCAUGAAGGAAGCGGGUCUCUGCACGGAAUCCUUGUCAGUCCUCAAGCAUUGUGCGCAGUACUACGAAAGCACCAAUCGCACGCAGAGCGCAAUGUACCAGGAGAUUACGGAGACCAUCCAGAACAACUCCAAGGAGAUCAUGGAGAUGAUGAGCUCCGCUGAGACCAGGGUCACAUCGGAGUCUACUUUGGAAGAGAUGGUUCUGGAUGCAUGCAAGUCGGGCAGCAUCGACCAAACGACGCUCACGGCAGUAUUCAACCUCGUCGAUCUGUACACUUCUCAGCACCGCUGGCAGGAUGCCACUCGACUGAUCAAGCGAGUCCUUCGCAGCAUCUGGCCAUCUCUAUUUUGUCCUAGUGCACAAGACGUCACGGCUCCAUCUAAACAUGUAGAUGAAUGUGUAGAACUCGCGGAGCGCCUUGCUCAAUGCCACCAUACCCGGCGCCGGCCUACGAAGGAGGGAGACCUUCGAGUUCGUAUCUACCGCGCAAUGAGGACAAGCCGCAAGGUAGACGACAAGCUGAGGGACCGUGUGACACUGCACCUGCUUCGGUUCUUCGAGAAUCAGUCCCAAACGGAAAAGCUCAUCAAGAUUCGCCAGGAGAUGCUCGAUGAUUGUACUGAUCAUCAUGGCCCUGAGCAUCCUACCGUUAUCAAGAUGCUCUGGGAGCUGGCCGAACUGACGCGUCCCCGUCCCAUAUUUGUCGAGUAUUACGAAAAGAUCAUCCGCACCCUGAACAAAAACUCAUAUAUCACCAAUUCUGAAGCGUUUGAGCCGGUGAGUAUUGUAGCCAAUGAGCUCUGGAGCAAAGGGCUCUUCUCCGACGCUCUACGCUACUACAAGAUGAUGUUCGAGACUUUCCUCAGGCAGCCGGAGAUCAAUGACAAGCUCCAGGAUCAGUCUUUUGUGAGAGAGAUUUUCACCCGGUACACACAUUGCCUUCGAAACGUCGGCACAGAGUUUACUGUCAUUUAUAAGGUGAUGGCCGACUAUCGUGCCCAGUGCAAGACUGUUUUCGGUUCAAACGCCUCCAUCACAAUCCAGGCCACGCUUGCUCUCGCCAAGAUGUGCCAGGACACGGAGCGUCACGAGUUCGAGGCUAUUCAGCUUUAUGAGGAACUCCUGAAAACCGAGUCGGGUGAGAUUAACCACAAGGACAUCGCGACCACGUUAGAUUCGAUCUACGAAGAGCAAAUCGAUGCUGCUGCGUCCAGCCAGCCGGAGGCGGUCUCUGCUACUCAGAUCAGCCGGGCCAUUCAGGUUCUCAAGCAACGCAUGUCCAACAUACGGGAGACUCACGGAUGGGCUCAUGAAGAGUCCUUGUCGAAGUUGUCGGAGCUCGUAAGACUACGAAACCAGCAGCACGAAAUGGAUCUCCUUGCCAAUGAACUGGCUGAUGCGGCCGCCAAUGUGUUGAGUACGGAGACAUCCUCUGCUCGGCUUAUCGCAGCCGCGUCCACCAUUGCAUCGGGCUACAUUGAAAGCGACCAGACCCAAAGGGCCAUGGAGCUUCAACACGAACUCUACCGCCAAAUCGUCAUGAAGGAUACUGUGAACGCAGCUACUUACAAGUUCAACAUUUCGUCUCGCGGACGUGAUAGCCUUGUUUUCCUGGCUCAGUUUGAGUACAAUCUCCGACGCAACUCCGCCACCGUCAAUGAGAUCCUAGCGAUGCUAACAACCCAAUACGUGUACUUUGAGGAGGUGCGGCGCCUGAUGAAGUCCAAGUCUAGCUCCUUCCUUGACGUUACCGUUGCUACUGGCCGUCUUCAUCAGUGCCUCCUUGCCAAUGAAAGACUUGCCCCAGCUGCUCUUGUGUUCGGAGACUUUACCAACUACUUCAUCGACACGGAGGGUAAGCGAGUUCACCUGACCGAGCCGUCUCAGGUCAAUAUAUUCCUCCAGACUCUCCUACAGCAUUUCAGCACCCACAAAUCUCGAGACUUCAUUCGCUCCGUUGGCAUCAGCGGCAGCGAUGGCGUUGUGUAUCUUCUCCGAGCUGAGCGGUAUGAAGCUGCCUGCGACCUCGCCCUAGCGACUUUUACGUACAUCUCGGCCCAUGACGAGUACCGUACGCCCGUCGUUGCCAAGCUCGUCUUAGUGCUCGGCAUGACCAUCGCUGGCAGGGAUCUUCUUCCUCAGCCCGAUGAGCCUGCUCGCAGAAAGAUGCUUGAAACGUCGAGUACCAUCGUUCGAGAUGUUCUUCACGUUCUCAGCGAACUCAAAGUUAGUCUCGAACAAAUAAGCUUAGGCCACCUGAACAAGAUGAUCGGGCUUCUCGGUGAACAGCACGACUAUCGGACUCUGUCAUGGCUCCUGACCACACUGUGGCACAGCCGCGAGGCCCAAAGCAAUUGGCACCCGUCCAUCACUCUGUCUCUCGCAAAGCGGUAUAUCAUGGCUCACUAUCUCGUCGGCGACUCCACUGCUGCUGUUCGUCUUGCCGAGGACAUUGUCUACAACUGCCGUCGAGUCCACGGCACGCGGCACCCAUCCACCCUAGACAUGUCCGUCUUCCUGACGCAGCUAUACACCAGUAUCGCACAGCGGUACCAGGGCCAAAAGUCUGGCGGUCGGGAAAUUGCCAACAGAUACUACAAGAAGAGUGCCGCGGUCCACGAGAACAUCCUGCGCGUCUUCACCGAUCCAUCCUACGCGGAGAUGGAGGCUGGGCUAGAUGGCACUAUGACUGAUGGUGGCUCCAGCUCCGGGUUUGAGGCCAUGGAAGACCUUGAACAGGCAACCCUUCCAGAUGGGCAAUAUGUCCGCCGACACUUGCACUUCCUCAAACUUGCGCUGGAGCGCCUUGGGAGUUGGCCUAAGGACUAUGCUGAGUAUGAGCGUCUCAACGCUGAUAUUUUCAGAAAGUACGCCGAGGAUCUAAAGGGUGUUGAUGGGGUCGAGAAGUGGAAUCUCAGCGGAUAUGGUUCUGGCAAGGCUGAGGACAAAGAUGACCUGCUAGACGCCGAGUUCAAUAGUUGGGAGCUCGUUAUUCCAGAGGAAGGGGAGGAUGAAUUGUAG